AUGCCUAUGCUUCUUAUGCUUGUGCCUAUGCCUCUAUCCCUACCGGCAGGUGUAAUAGCGUAUGGUUACCGCAACUAUUCGCCUCCUUUUAAGCGUCUUUUAGCUCAAAACAGCACUACUAUCCUCCACCGUUACCAUCAUCAGCUUCACCUGCAUCUUCGCAGCAGCAACAACAAUAUUCCAUCUCAACUUAGUUCUCUCUUCUAUUCUAAAUUUUUCCUAAGAAACCUUAAUUGCCUCCUCACGGGUAACUCUCUUUUCUUCAGGAUGGAGCGAUUCUGGUCUGGAAGUAGCAUCAAUAAAAAUAAAGCAAUGGUGGAGCAUUUGCAUCAUUAUGGAGUGAUCAGUUCCAAAAAGGUGGCUGAAGUAAUGGAAACUAUUGACAGGGCUUUAUUUGUGCCAGAUGGUACCCCGGCUUAUGUUGACAGUCCCAUGGCGAUAGGUUACAAUGCGACCAUUUCUGCACCUCAUAUGCACGCAACUUGCCUGCAGCUGUUGGAGGAGAAUUUGAAGCCUGGCAUGCAUGCCCUAGAUGUUGGUUCAGGGACUGGGUAUUUGACAGCAUGUUUUGCUCUGAUGGUUGGACCACAAGGUCGUGCUGUUGGUGUGGAACAUAUUCAAGAGCUGGCUAAUUGUUCCAUAAAGAAUAUUGAGAAAAGUGCAGCAGCUCCAUUGUUGAAAGAAGGUUUCCUCUCAAUUCAUGUCGGUGAUGGAAGACAAGGCUGGCCAGAGUUUGCUCCAUAUGAUGCCAUACAUGUUGGGGCAGCAGCACCAGAAAUUCCACAACCACUUCUUGAUCAGUUGAAACCUGGUGGCAGGAUGGUGAUUCCAGUUGGUAACAUAUUCCAGGAUUUGAAGGUGGUUGACAAGAACGAGGAUGGUUCCAUUAGCAUUCGGAGCGAAACUUCUGUUCGUUAUGUCCCUUUAACAAGUCGAGAUGCCCAAUUACGGGGUUAUUAG
This is a messenger RNA of Dovyalis caffra, 960 nucleotides long. The record is from the annotation of a GenBank genome assembly. NCBI's taxonomy places the organism in Eukaryota, Viridiplantae, Streptophyta, Magnoliopsida, Malpighiales, Salicaceae.